UAACCUGAAAAUGUCCUGUUAAGUCACUUUCACUAAACCUGUUUUAAAUUUGUUGCGAAAUUCUCUUGCAAUAUGGCCCGAAAGAAGAGCAGAUCUCGCAUAAACCGCAAGAAAAGUAGCGAGAUCAGCUUGAAAAAGUCAAAAUCCGACCGGGGCACCAAAUCCAGGUCGAAAUUAGGGAGAAAAAGUUCAAAAAAGGGCCGCACAAACCGCGGGAAGAGUAGCGACGUGAGUCUUAAGAGGUCAAAGUCCGAUCAAGGCAAAAAGAAAUCGAAUACAUCGGACACUUCGUCCAUAUGGUCUAUAGGGAAAAAGAAAAAACAUAAAAAAGGGGAGUCCGAACCCGAUUUUUCCAUAUGGGAGUCGGAAUCCUCGGUUAACACCACCCCCAGUACCACCGCGACUAGUGUCACCAGUGUUCCGAGCACUACCGCUACCACUAGAUCGGAAGAUAUUACUCAUACCGAUAGUUACAUAAGAAGUAUUUCUGAUUAUGAGUUAAGUGUGAUGAAAUUUGACGAUUGUCCCGACUAUUUCGUCUGUAAGGAGGACCGAACCGGCCGAGACCCAAAAAUGAUUAGAGUUAGAACCUCCGGAUUGGGUCUGCUGUUUGUUGGUUUCCAAUUAAUAAUUAUCCUGCUAACCGCGGCAAUGGGGGUCCUUUUAGCCAUAACGAUUAACUUUUGGACUUACAACCGAGGAGGCCAAGGUAGAAGAAUGGCCAUACCGUACACAGACAUCUAUUUUCCAGCGGAAAAUCUCCUAAAGGAAACACCUAAAUAUUGCAUUUAUCAGAACCUCCAAAGUUAUUCAAGUAAAUCGUCGUUCAGUUAUUGCUUGGACGAUUAUCAGGCCGAUGUCACCGAAAUCAGUCCCCUGAUGGCCCAAACUAAUUUGUGGGCCACCGAAUGUCUCAAUUAUUAUGCCCCUCAGCAACUGUUUAGUUACGAUAAGAAGACGCAGCAGAUUUCUAAACCGAGAAGAGCCAUCGUAAGGGAUGGACAAAGGAUGUGCUUGGAAGCCAUGACAAGCAGUGUCGUGUCACUAAACUAUUGCCACCCCAAGAAGAAAUCCCAAAGAUGGACCCUUUUUGCCGACUGGUUCAUAUACAAUCCACUUUUCGAUGCAUGUCUGACAAUGGUUAAGGGAGAAAAAGGACCUGCGGCAAAAAAAGUGAAACUGGCCAACUGCAAUGCCACCAAUAAGGCAUAUCAUUGGAGAUGUUUAAAGCCGUUGUAUCCCGAAAGACCGCCGCCUCCAGCAACACUACCUGACGAUAAGGAACCGGCACGAGCGUUUUCUAAAAGGCAAAAACGACCACCAAUUUGACCACAUGUUCAAUCGACAUCUACGCAAACAACUUUUGCAACUACUUAUUAUCACUAUCAUUACUAAUCAACACUAUUAAUGAUGUAGGAGAUGUGUCUACUAACUCCAAAGGUACCAUCUUGGAGUCUAAAAGUACAGUCCAGGCAGGCAGUGUGACCAACUUGAAAGAUAGUACUACUUUAGAGUCCAAAUCUACAGUAGUAGACAGCUCACAAGCUACAAACUCAGUAGGAAGUACCAUUUUGGCAUCCACAAGUAUAGUCCAAGUGUGGUCAACUCUGCGACCACUAUAAAACCAAAAAGCUCAAAAACCACCUAACAAGAUCCUCAAUAUAUUCAUCAAAUAAACAUGAUUUUUUAAUGAA
This is a messenger RNA of Anthonomus grandis grandis, 1694 nucleotides long. RefSeq lists its product as uncharacterized. NCBI's taxonomy places the organism in Eukaryota, Metazoa, Arthropoda, Insecta, Coleoptera, Curculionidae. The transcript has 6 exons. The coding region runs from base 73 to 1329 and encodes 418 amino acids. The record is from RefSeq and is a predicted model, not a curated record.